Messenger RNA from Pocillopora meandrina, 4912 nucleotides. The record is from the annotation of a GenBank genome assembly. NCBI's taxonomy places the organism in Eukaryota, Metazoa, Cnidaria, Anthozoa, Scleractinia, Pocilloporidae.
AUGAGUGCAAAAAAGCCGCCACCCCGACCACCCUUACCACGAACAACGACCGCGAGAAGUGGCCAGCCAACCGGAGUAGCUCCUGAAAGAUCGAUUCGAAAUGCAUUUGCUUCGAUCUCUAUUCGUUACAGUUCUAGCAAUAAGGAGUUAGAUUCUGACGAAGAAAUAUCCAUCGAACGUAAAGAAAACAGAGAGAGCCAUGAUAGAAAUGAUUCCCGACUGCGAAUCGAAGGUGAAAAUGAAGAGGAUGGUUUCUGUAAAGUGACAGUGGAAGAUUACGAACAGCUUGAGAGCGUCGACCCUUCUCGUCAGGAAGUUGACAAACAUACUGAAGCGAUUUCAAAUGCGAAAAAGAGCUCGUCGGAAGCUGGCUUGAAAUUAGCUAGUAAGAGCCACUCUACUCAAGAGCUGAGAGCGACCUCAGAAAAGCGGUCGAUAGUUCAGAAACAAAGUACGUGGCCGAGUUAUUUGCGAUCAGAAGACUCUGAUUCGGUCAUAAUGAAGUUCCUGCGUGGUCGAGGAGAUCAGGGAAACGAACCGAAGUCUGAACCCGCAAAAGAAGGCCUUUCGCUUCCAGAACAAGAGAUAAAAGAGGAAAACGAUGUCGGAUCGAUUCCCUCCAAAACUCAUGUUGAUGAAGAUUUACAAAGCAAAUUAACAGUGGACAGACCAAGAUCAAGGUCUCCGUCACCUUUUCGUCGUAAAUUGAAUCGAGAUCGUCAAGAUGAAAACACCCGUGGAGGUGCCGAACAGGAAAAGCCGAAAAGCUCAGCUGGCAUUUCUUUAUCAUCUCUGUUGGCGAGUUUAGCGAAAGAUGAAGCGCACGUUGAGCCUGAAGAAAUUAUUUCGGAUACCGAAGAAAAUGAAAGUAGCGCAGACAUAAACUCUGAAAUUCAAUCUUCUUCAGACUUGUCUUUCAAUUUAAACCAUUUUGAGGAGACCAGAAACACAAAAGCUGGUAGUGAUGUACGACAUUUACCGCACCCUACGGUGGACAAAUCCCCUCAUUUCGCCAAUUUUUGUUUUUGCUCUUUAAUAGUUUAUAUCUACUUCAUCACAUCAUCUCCUCCGUUUAUGUCUGGGGUAGUGCUUGGAGGUUUACUGACAUAUUUAGGGGGAUGUGCAUUUCUUUGGCUGUUUUGUCCAGUGGACUCCAUUGCUGAACGAUACGAAAAAGAACUAAUGGAAUAUGAACAAAGACUAGCAAGAACCCCCACGCUUGAUUACAAAUCUACUGAUCCUGGGUUACUUUUAGAGAGAAACAAAUUAGAGGCAAGUAUUCAAGUUUGCAUUUAUCAAAAACAUUCUUCGUGACAGGAAAAGGAAAAUCUCCCAAACCGAUUUUUCACUUGCCCAUUUUUUUCUGGAAGUGUAUUCGUCACUUUCAUGUUACUUUCUACGCCUUAAGCGUGUGUUUGUACAGUUACGUUUACCAUCGAGUUUAGGAAGUCUGAUAUUCUAUAGGAACAUAACAUUUUAAAAUUAUGUCGCGGUAAAUUUUUAAUGAUGUUAUUCGAAUUUCUACAAUCUUGUCGUACUAUGUAUAUUGAUGCAAUUGGCCAAUGAUAUAGAUAGAACCUUGAUUUUAUUGUCAGACCUUGUGGUCAAGUUUUGAAAAAAUGGAUGGUGUAGCUUUGAUGCAUCAAAAUUGAAGCAAAAUACCCUCAGGCAGACAUACAAGGAAAACUUUCUUUGCUCAAUGAAAUAAAUAUAGUUUAUCUAACAGAUUAAUCAUUAGAUAUUACUUUUAUUGAUCAGAGAAAUGACGUCAUAAAUUGUACAAAGCUGUUAAGUGGCUUUAUUUUGAAGUGUACUUUACAUAAACAAUGUUUUUAUCAUUUGAAUUAACAUUUUGUUUAUUUUGUAAAAUUUCAGUCCAGAUCUUUCUUUUUACGUUUGUUUUUUUUUAAAUCUCCUAGGGCUGGAUGUUUAAGUCAUUUGAUUACAUCCCAGACAAGUUUGAAUUCAGUGCCGAGACUAUUCCAGUCUUUGCCUCCUUAAAUGUAACAAACUUAAAACUGUCACAUCCUCAUGUGGAAGAUUCUGGAAAGAAGUUUGACCCGCGAUCCAUUGAAGAGGGAGCAAGUGUAUCAUUCUCAAAGCAUGAACACUAUGAUUUAACUGGAAGCAAAGUUUCACUUUUACCAGCAUCAAUGACAAUGAAGAAAGUAUGGAGUCGAAAGUUUCCAAUCUGCCUUGCUCUUGAAAAGCUAGGAACACAUUCUGAAGAUGUCUCUUGUUUUAGCAAAAGUGCUGAUGAAGAAAGUGGUGCAAAGGAGAGCAUCAAAAUCAAGGAACAAGAUUCUUUAGAUGAUGUUGGUGUGCUUUACUUAUUUGCAAGGACUGGCAGGGAGAAAGAAGAUUGGUAUAAUCACCUGUGCAGACUUCUUAAUGACAAUUCUGGAAACUCUUCUGACCUGGAGACCCCACCAUUGUGUUCAUAUCCCCAAUACAUGGCUAAACUCAUCGCUCAGCCUUCCCAACAGUCAGAAAUUGCAUGGGUUAAUGUCAUGUUUGGGAGAGUAUUUUGGGAUGUAUGGCAUGACAAGUAUUGGACUAACAAGAUCAAGGAACGCUUUGAAAACAAGCUUGCCAAGAUGAAGAAACCCUCCUUCAUCCGGGACAUCUCAAUUUCUGAUCUUAACCUUGGCCAAAGUCUUCCAGUUAUAACAAAGACAUCUUCUCCAAAGGUUGAGCAUGAUGGUACAUGGGUUGAUUUAGAAGUGACUUACAGUGGAGGCUUGAUCCUUACUUUUGAAGGCCAUUUAAAUAUAGAAGGGUACUUGAGUUACUUUUUAAGCCUUGGAAACAGUGAGCAUGCAGAGCUUGAAAUGGCAGAGCUGUCUAGGAAAUAUGAAAAUCUUGACAAAGAAAGUUUGGGCGCAGCUGAACUUGAUAAUGACUCAGGAUCUGAGAGUCCACCUGACAGUGACUCUGACUUUGAAUCACCAGAAUCUGACUUUGAAGAGUUUAUGAUCAAGCCUCUUGGAACUGUGCAGAGUGGAAGAGAGAAGCUGGAAGAUAUUCCUCAGAGUGAAAGCUCUGACUCCUUCACCUUGAGCAGUUUUGAUGGUGAUGAAGAGCUUCUGGAAAGCAAGGAUCCUUUAUCUCUGAGUAAUGCAACUGAUGCAGAAGAAGGAAAUUCUUCUUUGGAAAAGAGCACUCAACCAAGAAGGAGACAACUGUCUUCUCAGAAACAGAGUUCAAGUGAGGAACUAUCAGAUAAAGGCUUGCUCACUGAAGUUCUUCCUGAGAAGACAUCAGAAAGUGCCCCUAGUACUCCAAUGAAAAAACUUUUAGGUCUUUCUACUAAGAAUGGACCAAAGCGCAAAAUCUUAAGUGUAAUUGAACGGCUGGCAAAAUCUAAGUGGGUGAAGAAGGCAGCGGAGACUGGCAUUGUCAAGAGAGCAGCUGAGAGGUUUUCUAAUCUGCCAAUUAUUUUGUCAGUGGAGGUAUUAACAGUCAAAGGAACUCUUGCACUGAACAUUCCCCCACCUCCUACAAACAGGCUGUGGUAUGUUGUAAUCAACUGCAUUAAAUUUUCUCCUGUUUUUCUCCUUUCCAUAUAUUUUUCAGUGUGUUAGACUGCCAAUAGCAAGGUAAUUCUCUCUUUCCACUGAGUCUUUGUGCCAAUUCACUGGUAUGAAAACAUAUUUGAUAUAAGUCCAGCUUUACAUGGUUAUUGUUGAUUUCCAUGUAUUAGGAAAGUGAAAGAAAAGCUUUAUGGAAAGGGAAUAAUUAAUUUGGAACUUAAAGAUGUUUCAAACAGUAGGUGACUCUACAUUCAGUAAAUUUAAUCUAUUGCUACAUGCCAACAAACUCAACAAAUUUUUAGUGAACUUGGAGAUUCUUAAAGAGGAGUGUUACUUACUGUUAUGAGAGUAAAUGUAUAGUUUUAACACACUUGGAGGAAAAUCAACUGUGACACAAUAUUGUAGAAAAAAUUAUUUUCAUAAUUUAAAUAGAUUACCAGUUGGUAAAUAAGAUGCAAAACAAAAUAUGAUAAUUAACUUUAUUAUUAUUUUUACCUGUUAAAACAUUAAAUUAUGUAGUAAAAUCUGAUCUAGAAGCUGUGGAAGAAGCACUAGUUUUGAGAUUUUGAAGAACAUUUUAGACUUUAUCUGUUCAUGGGGUGUAAUAAUUUUCAGUUUGCAUUCAAUUCAAAUUUGAUACAUUGUUGCAGGUAUGGUUUCCGGGGGAGUCCCAUGUUGUUUGUCUCUGCAAGACCAAAGCUUGGUGAACGUCAAGUCAAACUCACCCAUGUUACUGACUGGAUUGAAAAAAAGUUGAAACAAGAGUUUAAGGUAAGUAUUUUUAAAUGGAAAUUUGUGAAUAGAUGUUACAUGUAAAUUACCAAGUUAGAGAAAAAUUAAGAGAGCAGGUGAAGUUCUGCAACAAACAGCUAUAAGUCUGGGCUUACUCAUAGAGCUAAGUACAGACCUAAUGGAUGUAUGGAUUAUUGUUUCCACCCAUAUGUGGUAUGAUAGUCAAUAGCAAUCCAACCCUGCCUUUCAUACCCAUCCCCGCAAGUCAGCUUCAUUAGCAGGAGGGACAGCCAUUCUGUAGAUUGGAGAGGUGCAUUGUCAUUGUAAAGUAUCAAAGAAGAUUGAUUAAUAUUUGAUUAAAGUGUACUUGGGCUGACAUGCCAAGUGGCUUUUCUGACUUGUGCUUCAAGCUUAAUUUUGUCUUGUUGUCACCCUUGCUGUUUUUUUAUUGUUGCCUUUAACCUCACUUUGGACUGCAUCCCUCUGGUUUUUGUGUAUUAUCUUACAGUUUUCAAAUUGUCUUUGCAUAAUUUCUUUGCUUGUUUUUUUGUAAUGUGUUUCAGAACAUGUUUGUCCUUCCCAACAUGGAAGAUCUUCCAAUUAGGCUCAUGAAUUCAGGACUAGAGGAACAGUUCCCGCAUUGGUGA